AUGGACGACGACGCGGAGAAGCACCCAAUCCCGCUCUUCUACCGCAUCGUGCUCCUCUACAUCGAGCCCUUGUUCGCGCUCAACGGCGCAUUUCUCUGCUUGGCGUCGCCCUCACACUUUCUCGACGCCGUAUCACCUCACCACCCCGUCGCCAACACAGCCUCCAUUGUCGCGCUCGCCGCGCCCUCCUCCCUGUCGCACAGCAGCAGCAGCAGCAGCAGCAGCAGCAAUGGCGACGAUACGCUGCGCAACGUGCGCAUCCUCACCGACAUGCUCGGCAUCAUGCAGCUCGUCUUCGCCUUCAACCUCGCCGUGACGCUGCGCGUGGCCGGCACCCAGACCAAGAUCUGGCGCGUCAUGUGCGCGGGCAUGCUGCUCUCCGACCUCCUGCACAUUGCCGUCUCGGUGCGCGAGUACGGCGCCGGCGGCGUUGGGGGCCAAGGCGUCGGCGUCGGUGCGUGGCGCCUGACGGAUUGGAUCAAUUUUGGCAUCCUCGUCGGUAUGGGCGUCGUGCGUUUGGGCGCCGUGCUGGGCAUCGGCAUCCACGAGAGGAGAGAGAGGAAGGACCACAAGAGCAAGAUAUCAUGA
Emericellopsis cladophorae is the source of this 588-nucleotide messenger RNA. RefSeq lists its product as uncharacterized. The record is from RefSeq and is a predicted model, not a curated record. The coding region runs from base 1 to 588 and encodes 195 amino acids. Lineage: Eukaryota; Fungi; Ascomycota; Sordariomycetes; Hypocreales; Bionectriaceae. The transcript has a single exon.